Prorocentrum cordatum is the source of this 1206-nucleotide messenger RNA. The record is from the annotation of a GenBank genome assembly. NCBI's taxonomy places the organism in Eukaryota, Dinophyceae, Prorocentrales, Prorocentraceae.
GCGUCGUCGGUGCAUGGGCCAUCGCCGCCAGAGGCGGCCGCUCUCCGCGGCGACGCCGAGCUUCUCAUCAUCAUGCAGCAGUGGUCCUCGUAUUGGGAAUCCGACCUUCGUUUGGCCAUCGCCGGCGAGUGCAAGCAGCUGGGCGUCGAGCGCGCCCGGGAGCUCGCAGACCUCGCGGCGAACUUGAAGGGCAUCUUCGAGAAGUUGGCGGACUUGAGCCCCGUGGUCGGCGACCCCGCGGACUGCGUGGAGCUCUUCGCUGGCGUGUCCCGCGUGAUCACUGGCGCGCUGACCCCAGCCUUGCAGGCGCACUUCGCGUCCGCAGUCGAGAAGCCCCUCGCAGAGGCGAUCGCUUUCUACGCGGCGGUGGACAAGAUGUUUGCGGACAUGAAGCGCAAGGGCAUGAAGUUGGACGAUGAUUCGUUCGAGUUGGCAAAGCACGUCGCCGCGUUCGAGAACAAGGAGGACUGCUUCAAUGCGAUCGAGAGUGUCGCAGUGGAUGCCAUUUCCAAGGAGCGUGUCCUGUUGCUGCGCAAGCUCACGUCGGUCGGCUUCAACGUCUCGCGGGCCAUAUCUCUCAUCGGAGAUGAUGGCGCGAUUCCGCUUGGAGGCGAAGGCUUGGCCAUGUCUGCGGGUCGCCUGGUCACCAGCCUGGAGGCCUACCGCACUUGGACAACUCAUUUCACUGGGUCUCUGGGCGCGCUGGCGACUGGAGAACUCAUCGCCGAGAUGGCCCUACGUGCGAAGGACCACGUCGGCGCGGCGGAGGAGUUCGUGGCGUUCUUCACGAAGGGGUACACCAGGCAGCUGAAGAACUUGACCGAACAUGCCGAGGACGCCGCGCCCGCCGACGCUCUCCUCGAGGACCGGAGGUUGCUUGUCGACAAGGGCCUGCAGAAGGCGCUGAAGGCUGCCGUGAAGAAGCUCUCGGACACCAAGAUGUUGGCGAAGGUCGCGGAGGCGAUCGACCAGAUCAAGUCCAUGGAUGACAACGGGAUGCAGGUGAAGCCGUCGGUGAAGGCGUCGCUGGCCCAGGCGAGGCGCAAGGCCAAGCUGGCGGUCGGCGUUGCCUGGGCCGUGGAGGCCAUCAGCGGCUUCGCGCCGAAGGAGCCAGGCGAUAUGGCACAGCAUGCGGAGUUGGUCAGGAAGAAGCUCGCUGAGAAGAGCUUCGCGUGCCACGACGACUCGAGCAAGGCGGCGAAGAAG